AUACUUUGACUUUCCCGCCUUUUGAUCAUUUUGGCGCGAACAGUCAUUCUAGCCAUCUUGGGUCGAUCGACGAAGACUGCAGCAGGAAUCCUCCUUCAUCUAGGGCCUAAUUUUCCCUCAAACAUUCCGGUUUCUGUCUCAAAUCAUUCCGUAACAUUUCUAUUUUUCGAUUCUAGAGUGAGUUUUGUACAGCAAUCCCGUAAAAAUGUUUGAGGCACGUUUGGUUCAGGGCUCUCUGCUGAAGAAGGUUUUGGAGGCGCUGAAGGAUCUGAUCGAGACGGCUAGCUGGGACUGUAGCAGUACGGGGAUGUCCCUGCAGUCCAUGGACAGUUCUCACGUCUCGCUAGUGCAGCUGGAGAUGAGGAAGGACGGCUUCGACACCUACAGAUGUGACAGGAACAUGGCCAUGGGAGUCACCAUCGCGUCGAUGACGAAGCUGUUGAAGUGUGCAGGGAAUGAUGACAUGGUCACCAUCAGGGCAGAGGACAACGCAGACGCCAUGACUCUCAUCUUCGAGUCACCGAACCAGGAGAAGGUGUCAGACUAUGAAAUGAAGCUUGUGGACCUGGAUGUGGAACAGCUCGGUAUUCCUGACCAAGAGUACAGUUGUGUGGUGAAGAUGCCCAGUGGCGAAUUUGCGCGUAUUUGCCGUGACCUGAGCCAGAUCGGCGAGGCCGUGGUCAUUUCCUGCACCAAGGAUGGCAUCAAGUUUUCUGCCAGCGGGGACCUGGGGACAGGCAACAUCAAACUGGCACAGAGCGCAAACGUGGACAAGGAGGAGGAAGCAGUUACCAUUGAGAUGAAUGAGCCAGUGUCCCUGACCUUUGCUCUGCGUUACCUGAAUUUCUUCACCAAGGCGUCGCCCCUGUCUCCCUCUGUCACACUCUCCAUGUCCGCAGACGUCCCCCUGGUUGUCGAGUACAAGAUAGGAGACAUGGGGCACAUCAAGUUCUUCCUUGCUCCCAAGAUUGAGGAGGAGGACGCCACAGCCUGAGUGAAUCAGUCAGCUCAACUCUGAGCUGAGGAUUAGAAGGAUGUACAGACUUCGAAGAGAAACUUUGUGUUUUAGAUAUUAAUGUUAAUUAAUGUGUACGGAUCUAAAAACUGUGUAUAUCUACCAUGAACUUAUCAGGAGAACAUGUUAUCAAAAUGGCUAGCCUUUCUGUUUAGACCAAGUCAGUUGCCCGUAUUUUGAAAGAAAGAUUAUUGAAAUUUGGAACUUAAAUAAAUGGUGAAAUUUACAUUGAUUCAAUUGCUGUAUAUUGAUUGCAAAAAGAUGGAAAUUUACUUGAAACGUUACCUCAGUAUUUGGAGCUGGAGAAUGUAUUAUCAAGUGUGGGUGACUGGGUCAAUCUUUUCAACUAUACACAAUAAAAGGUGUGUGAAUGAGA
This is a messenger RNA of Branchiostoma belcheri (Belcher's lancelet), 1391 nucleotides long. RefSeq names its product proliferating cell nuclear antigen. Gene Ontology annotation, cellular component: PCNA complex. NCBI's taxonomy places the organism in Eukaryota, Metazoa, Chordata, Leptocardii, Amphioxiformes, Branchiostomatidae. The record is from RefSeq and is a predicted model, not a curated record. Bases 206 to 994 code for a protein of 262 amino acids. Gene Ontology annotation, molecular function: DNA polymerase processivity factor activity; DNA binding. The transcript is spliced from 6 exons. Gene Ontology annotation, biological process: translesion synthesis; mismatch repair; leading strand elongation.